CAACUACAAUUCACCCCUUAGAGCAAAAUAUUUUAUCAAAAUGAUCUCUCGCAUGCAAUUCAUGGCAUUAGCUCUAUUAGGACUGGCAUCUGCUAGUCCUAAUAUACUAGAUUCUCUGAGAGGCCAAACCAUCACUGCGGUUUUAGGGGGGUUGGAUCUCACGGCUGAAGCAGCAUGUGCUUGCAAGCUCCUUCUCAAUUCCUACUCAGACAUGAUUUUAUUCCCUACAUCAGCAAAUUAUACGGCCGAGACAAAAUUAUUUUGGGACAUCCGCUCCGACUUAUCUCCCGCAUGCAUUUUUCAGCCAGAUAAAGCGGACGAGGUGGCAGAUGGUAUUAAGAUCCUCUCUGGGUGUGACGCCCAGUUUGCAGUACGCGGCGGUGGCCAUAUGAAUUACCCAGGGUCAAAUAACAUCGACGGAGGCGUUCUCAUCACAUUGAACAAACUCAACAGUUAUAAGGUCGAAAAUGAUACAAUUGAUGUCGGCCCAGGAAUGACCUGGUAUGAUGUCUACGCAGCACUUGAUCCACAUGGUCGUAUCGCCAUCGGUGGCCGCCUAAAGACGAUUGGUGUUCCUGGCCUUACUCUGAUCGGCGGUGUGCAUUACUUCAUCAAUAAGUAUGGUUUUGCCAUGGACAAUGUCGUCAGCUAUGAUAUUGUUCUCGGUAAUGGCACCCAAGUCACCGCUAAUGACACCACAAACCAGGAUUUGUUCUGGGCGCUGAAGGGUGGUGCUAAUAACUUCGGUCUCGUCACAAAAUUUACUCUUAAAACCUACAGCAUUCCCUUAAUCAGCACAACUAUCCAGACUUUUAACGAAAGUGGUAUCUACGAUUUGGUCAAGGCUACAUGUGAUCUUGCUUCAUUGGAUGACGCUGAUCCCAUCGCUGCUGGUUCCAUCAUCACUAUUCAGUACAACGCAACAACUAAGGCUGCAUCUGGCUCAAUAUUAGGUGUUCAAGAGGGAAUAAGCAACCCUCCAAGUCAGUUUGCAAACUUCUCAGCGAUUCCAGGACCCAUCAAGUUAAACAACGUCACAACACUUAAGCAGUGGGGUUCUGACAAGGUCACCCCCAAUCAGAUGUUUAGGGUUAUGUUCUCUCAUAAAACUAUUGUCCCUGAUGCCGAUAGACUAUACAGUAUUUACCAAGCCUGGAGAGCCGCAGUAGACCAAAUUGCGGAUGUCCAGGGUCUUUACCCAACAUUCGUGAUGAAUACUGUUGCAGCAGGUGCAGCUAGAGUAGGACAGACUAACGGAAUUGGCAAUGUCUGGGGACUCAAGGUUGAGCCUACCAUCUGGUGGCAGUUUAGCACCGGAUGGGAUUUGGCACAGGACGACCUCCGUGUAACGGCUUGGUCGCGUCAGUUAACUGAACAUCUUCAUGGUAUUAACCGGAAGCUUGGUCUCGCCAGAGACCAUAUCUACAUGGGAGAUGCGGGUGAGUGGCAGGAUCCCUUUGCGUCAUUCCCAGAAGCGAACGUGGAGCGGAUGAGGGCUAUUAGAUCAGCUUAUGACCCGUCUGGAACUUUCUCCAGAUUGAACUGGGGUGGCUUCAAGCUUGGAUUCUAAAGGGGCCUGGAGGCAUCCUGGUCACAUAGAGUCGGGAACAAUUAUCGCAACCCCUUUUACAAUCUUCAUUUUGUCCCAUCCCUAAUUGCUAAUUGUGCACGGAGGUACACCAUUUUCCCCUAGGCAAUGAGAUCUGCAAAGUGUGUGGUGGGUCAGCGCAGCUCGUAGGCAUGAUCAUGCUUUACCAUGGCCUAUGCCGUGGCUUCAUCUUCAUCUCAUUUCCCAC
Molecule: messenger RNA, 1796 nt
Organism: Pseudogymnoascus verrucosus
Lineage: Eukaryota; Fungi; Ascomycota; Leotiomycetes; Thelebolales; Thelebolaceae
Exons: 4
Coding region: 41-1570 (509 amino acids)
Molecular function (GO): FAD binding
Source: RefSeq, a predicted model, not a curated record